Messenger RNA from Helianthus annuus (common sunflower), 3897 nucleotides. Its product is annotated as F-box protein At5g07610-like. The record is from RefSeq and is a predicted model, not a curated record. The transcript is spliced from 3 exons. NCBI's taxonomy places the organism in Eukaryota, Viridiplantae, Streptophyta, Magnoliopsida, Asterales, Asteraceae. Gene Ontology annotation, molecular function: protein binding. The coding region runs from base 2374 to 3333 and encodes 319 amino acids.
CAUAUAGAGCCUGGCCCCGCCCGGCCCAGCCCAGCCCAGCCCGGCCCACUCUCUUCUCACCAUUCUCCGAAUUCAGUACACACCUCACAAAACGAGUUUCUGAAACCCUAAUCAACAACACAUCUUCUUCUUCAACAAUCACUCUAAAAAUGGUGCAGACGAGAGCCAAAAGCAAGAAGUCUGCAGAAAUAAUUAGUUCCAACGAUGACCUUUUAACGGAGAUCCUUCUCCGGCUACCAGUUACCUCCAUCCUCCGCUUCAAAUCUGUCUCCAAACACUGGCAUUCGCUUUUGACUCACAGACAUUUCACCCAAAGGUAUGAUAACAUUUCUAAAUCUCCUAGUCCUGGUCUUUUUGCUUCCUAUACAUAUCAUUUAGCUCCAGAUGCAUAUGUCCCCUUUGAUGUUGAAUCCCCAAGCACUCCUCCUUUUCCUACUCUUGCUUCCUGUUUUGAUCUUCCGGGGGUCAAAAUCGUCCAGUCUUGUAAUGGCUUACUACUUUGCUCUACCAAUCGAGGGCCCAAAGGCGGCAGAGGUGCUCUUAAAUAUUACGUAUUUAAUCCCACCACCAAGCAGUUGGCACUCAUUCCACCCGUUCUUGGAGGAUGUCGUAAAACUAUAUGGUUUAUGGGUCUGGCAUUUCAUCAAACAGAUUGUCCACACUACAAACUUGUUUGUGUUCUUUCUGCUGUAGGACCUGAUGUGGAUUUGUAUCAGAUUCAAAUCUACUCGUCUGAUGCAAGGAAAUGGAAGAUAGCUAUCCAAUCAUUCCCUGCGUCGUCUAUAUUCCCCGCCCGCCCGGGGGUUUACUGGAACGGAGCUGUUUAUUGGGCCCCUUUUCCUGACAAUACCAAUUUCCUGUACUUCAAAAUGGACUCUGAACAGCUGCAAACGUUACCCUUGCCUGUUGGCUUCAUCUGUUCGUACUUUGGAGAAUCUAGAGGUCAUCUACAUUUAAUAGCAUACAAUAUUCACCAAGAAAAUAGGUUACGUUUGAAUUUGUAUGAGAUGUUGAGCCAUCAUUCCGGGUGGUUUCUCAAGUAUCAAGUACAGCUUGAUGCGCUUCCCAAUGCUUUCCCGGAUAUGAUUCGUCAUAACGGUUAUAUUUUCAAUGUCAUUGAUGUGGUUAGAGGCGAAGAAGAAGAAGAUACAUUCGUGGUGCUGAAAACUCCUAAAAAGAUUAUAAAAUGCAAUGUUCAUGACAAGAGUUUCAAACAGAUAUUUGAUUUUGGCGAGUACCCCUAUGAAAAUUUCCAUCGUUACAUUGAAACCUUGUCUUAUUUCUAAAAGACAAUUUGGUUUGUUUAAAUCGUUUUCAUUAUCAGGGUGAUUAAAUAUGCGCUUAUAGGUAGUCUUUGGUUUUAAAAUGCGCGCAUAAUGCGUGAUGCGCCCGUUGCGCUAGUAAGAGCGCAUCGCAACACCUGAUGCGUUGCGUUUACAUGAUGCGGUGAUAUUGCGACAAUUUCGCAUAAUGCGACCAUUGCAAAAUGCGCUAUGAUGCGUGCAAUAUUGUUUUUUUUUUUUUGUUUUUUAAAGAGUUUGCUAUGGGCUGGGCUGUUUGGGCGGUACAAUAGGGUUUUUUGGGCGGGAAAAUAGGUGAUAUAGGGGUAGAAACAAAAAGUAACUUUAUCAAAAAGUUGUCUGGGAACUUGUUGAUCCAUCAUUCCAUUCUGCAAUUUCAAAGAUAAUAGUCUACAAAAAGGAAACUUCUGUUGUUUGCUUCAAAGAAUGAGAUUAUCAACCGGGUAAAUGCAAAAAAAAAAAAAAAAACAGCCAUCGAUUAGAGCAGCAAAGAUCCAGAAUGAGUGACUUUCAUCAUCUCUUCUUCUUCUAAGGUUCUUCAGGUUUCAAAAAUACAAUGGCUACACCUUCAGAUUGAAACGCCAACACUUCUGCACUAAAAUCAUCUGGCGAUCCAGCGAGAAAAUAUGGAACACAAGACCCUAAAGUUCGUAAUAACAUUACUUGUAAUUUCUGUAACAAAGUGGUUAAAGGAGGAGUUUCUCGACUGAAACAACAUUUUGUAGGUGGCUUUAAGGAUGUUGUUGUUUGCCCAAAAUGUCCGGCACAUGUAAGAGAGGAGAUAAGAAAAUAUAUGCAACAGAAAGAAAUGUCUAAGGUUGAAAAUAUUAUGAACUCCACAAUUGGACUUGAUGAGUAUGAUGUUGGUGAUGAAGAUUGUGAAGAAGUUGAUGGUAGUAAUGUGACUCAACGCAAAAAAAACAAGGGUAAACGGUCCCUUGAAUCUACUUUACAAGAGAUUUAGAAAGGAAACGGGUGGGAGCUACGGGAUAAAGCAUGUAGAGAUGUAGCAAGAUGGUUCUAUGAUGCGGGCUUAUCAUUCAAUGCAGCCACAUAUGAUGGUUUUAAAACUAUGAUCGAAUCUAUUGGACAAUUUGGUCCGGGGAUGAAACCUCCGAGUAUGUAUGGACUGAGUGUUCCUUUACUUAUUGAAGAACACAAGAAAGAGUGGGCAAACAAAGGGUGCUCAAUUCUAUCCGAUGGAUGGCGAGACUCGGUUGUCCAAAAGGAUAUACUUAACUUUAUGGUUAACUCGCCAAAGGGUUCGGUGUUUCUAAGAUCUCUUGAUGUUUCAGCCGUGUCCAAAGAUGCAGCUUUAUUGUGUAGGGUUCUUGAUGCAAUGGUGGAGGAAGUUGGAGAAAUGAAUGUGAUCCGAAUUGUAACCGAUAAUGCAUCGGCUUACAAGCUUGCGGGUCAAAUGCUUGAACAAAAGAGGAAGCAUCUUUAUUGGACUCCAUGUGCGGCGCAUUGCAUAGAUCUUAUGUUGGAGGAUAUCGGGAAACAAAUUCCGAGGGUGAAGAGUUGCAUAAAGGAAGCCAUGUUUAUAAAUGGGUACAUUUAUAACUUUGUUGGUCUUGUAAACUUGAUGAGAAAGUUCACGAAUCAAAGGAACUUACAUAGACUCGCGGUUACAAGAUUUGCCACGUCCUUUAUCACCCUUCUUCAAUUUCACAAACAAAAAAAUAAUCUGUCUCAAGAAUGGAGAGAUUCUAAGUGGUUUAAGGAUGCAAAAGGCAAGAAAAUGGAGAGUAUCCUUUUACAGGAUACCUUCUCGAGGAAUAUUGUGUAUGCUCUCAAAUUAGCAAGUCCUCUUAUUAGUGUACUUAGGUUAGUUGAUGGUGAAAGAAAGCGGGCUAUGGGAUAUAUCUACGCAGCCAUGGCUAGUGCUAAAACAACCAUCGAAAAGAGUUUUAAAGAGAAAGAAGAAUUUUAUAAAGAAACUUUUGAGAUCAUAGAUCAGAGAUGGGAAUGUCAGCUUCACAAACCAUUGCAUGAUGCUGGACACUACUUAAAUCCGUCGAUUUUUUUAUGAUAAUGCAAAAGAAAUUUUAGAAAAUGAAGAAGUUAUGGGUGGCUUAUUUGACUGCAUUGUUAAGUUGUCUCAUGGAGGAGUAGAAGAACAACAAAAGGUCACCACAGAGCUUACUCGAUAUCAUCAAAACGCAGAAUGACUUUUUGGUCAAAGUCUGGCUAUCAAUCAAAGAAAAACCAAAGCUCCAGCGGAAUGGUGGGCAUUAUUUGGAUCAUCGGCUCCUAAUUUACGACGAUUUGCCAUACGAGUUCUUAGCCUAACUUGUAGUGCUACAAGUUGUGAAAGAAAUUGGGGUGAGAUUGAAGAAGAUGUUGGAGUGUUCAAUGGUGAAACGGUGCUUGGUGAUGAAGAUAGGGUGAUUAUUGAAUAGAGGAGAUAGUAGAGGCCAUUUAAGAAGGAAGUUGUGACCAAUAUCUAUAACUAAUAUCUAGAUACAGAAUUACACACUCUUAGUAUGUCUGAUUUUGACCAUUAUGGUUACUACUUGCUACUCUUUUUUGUGGUUCUAGAUAUAUUUUUGUAUGGUUGAUUGGACUAAAAAGCAUAGUUCUUAUCUUCUUAUUA